UGUUGACAGUUUCCUGUUCCGGUGGACGAUCUGUAAGCAGGAGGAGUAAAGAUGGCGGCUGCUCCGACGGACAGAGAUCCACUGACGGACCCGGAGUUCGUUAAUUUCUCCGCCAAAGACACGUCAUUGCGCUGGCUGGCGGUGUCCGACCUGCAGACCGAAGUGCACUGUCACCUGGCCUUGUAUGUUCCCAGAAUCCUUUGCCUCGGUGCGAGCGGGGUCAGCAGCCGGGAGGAGCAGAGGGAGGAGCUUGCCUGUCAGCUCCUCCUCCUGGCUCCCCUGGAAUGGUUCAUGUUGGGGGAGGAGCCUACAGCCGGCCUCGCACGGCUGCAGGAGAACAACCGGCCGUCAGCGCUGUGUGGUCACGUGUUCAAGGUGGGAGAGCCCACCUACUCCUGCAGGGAGUGUGCAGCUGAUCCAACAUGUGUUCUGUGCAUGCAGUGUUUCCUGGGAAGUGUUCACAAAGAGCAUAGAUACAGAAUGACAACAUCUGGAGGUGGGGGUUUCUGUGACUGUGGAGAUGAGGAAGCCUGGAAGAUGAGUCCUUAUUGUAACAAACACACACCGGCAGAGAGACACACUGAGGAGGAUCCUGUAGCUCAGCUUCCUGUAGACAUGGUGGCCCGUGCUUACAGCAUCUUCUCCAUCAUCCUGAAGUACGCUGUUGACCUCCUGACCUGGGAACGGGAGGACGAGCUACCUGCAGGACUGGAGCCGCCGGAGCGGUCGGACUCGUACCUCUGCAUGUUGUUUAAUGAUGAAGUCCACACGUAUGAACAGGUGAUCUACACGCUACAGAAAGCUGUCAACUGCAGCCAGAAAGAGGCUGUGAGCUUCGCCACCACUGUGGACCGAGAUGGCAGGAAGUCAGUUCGUUAUGGGGACCUUCAGUCCUGUGAACAGGCCAAGUCUGUUAUUGUGAGGAACACCAGCCGGCAGUCGAAGCCUCUCCGGGUUCAAGUGAUGCACUCGUCUGUUGUGGCUCAUCAGUGUUUCGCUCUGAAGGCUCUCGGCUGGUUGGGACAGAUCAUUCAGUACUCUGACGGUCUGAGGAGGAUUCUGUGUCAAGUGGGUCUGCAGAACAGUCCAGAAGGAGAGAACUCGUCACUGGUCGACAGACUGAUGCUCAACGACUCAAAGAUGUGGAAAGGAGCGAGGAACAUCUACCACCAGCUGCUGAUGAACUCUCUCCUCAUGGAUCUAAAGUACAAGAAGAUGUUUGCCAUUCAGUUCUCCAAGAACUACAGACGGCUGCAGACAGAUUUCAUGGAGGACGAUCAUGAGCGAGUUGUGUCGGUGACGUCACUGUCAGUCCAACUGUUCACGGUCCCGACAAUGGCUCGGAUGUUGAUGACGGAGCAGAACUUGAUGACGACCAUCGUCAGGACGUUUGUGGAUCACCUGCGUCACAGAGAUCUUCAGGGUCGGUUCCAGUUCGACCGUUACACAGCUCAGCAGGCGUUCAAGUUCGGACGAGUCCAGAGCCUCAUAGGUGACCUCAAGUACGUGUUGAUCACGCCUCCCUCUGAUUGGUCCCAUCAGCUCCGACAGAAGUUUCUCGAAGGUUUCGAUUCUUUUCUGGAUCUGCUCAAGUGUAUGCAGGGUAUGGACCCAGUGGUGAGACAGGUCGGCCAACACAUUGAGAUGGAGCCUGAGUGGGAGGCAGCGUUUACACUUCAGAUGAAGCUGACUCACGUCAUCACAAUGAUACAAGAGUGGUGCUGCACUGAUGAGCACGUGCUGGUCGAGGCGUACAGGAAGUGUGUGAGUGCUCUCAGUCAGUGUCACAACAGUCUUCCUGACGGUGAACAGCCAAUCAGCUUAAGUCUUUGCGGACACAGUGUGGAGACGUUCAGGUACCAGGUGUCUCAAGACAAGGUGUCCAUACACCUGCCUGUUUGCAGGCUGCUGGCAGGUCUCCAUGUUCUCCUCAGUAGAACAGAAGUCGCCUCUCGAGUCCCUGAACAGCUCCCAUUGGGUGAACUCAGCCCCCCCCUCCUAAUUGAACUCCCCCUCCGCUGCCUGGUGCUCUGUGCCCAGGUGCAUGCUGGGAUGUGGAGAAGGAAUGGCUUCUCCCUGAUCAACCAGAUUUAUUAUUAUCACAACGUCAAGUGUAGAGUGGAGAUGUUCGACAAGGACGUCAUCAUGCUGCAGACGGGGGCGUCCAUGAUGGAUCCAAACCACUUCCUGAUGAUCGUUCUGAGUCGAUUUGAACUGUUUCACAUCUUCAGCUCCACAGACGUCAGGCAGAGAUACAGAGAGGCCAACAAGGACGUGGUCCAGCAGAACAACACUCUGAUUGAGGAGAUGCUUCAUCUCAUCAUCAUGGUCGUCGGGGAGCGCUAUGUGGCAGGUGUGGGACAAGUGGAACCCCUCGAUGAGGUCAGAAGAGAAAUCAUCCACCAGCUGUCGAUCAGACCGAUGUCUCACAGUGAGCUGGUGAAGGCUCUACCUGAGAACGGUAAUAAGGAGACAGGUCUGGAGGGAGUCAUCGACAGCGUCGCUUCUUUCAAGAAACCAGGUGUAACAGGUCGUGGUUUGUAUGAACUUUGUCCCGAGUGGAACAAAAACUUCAACCUUUACUUUCAUCACUACAGCAGAGCUGAUCAGUCCAAGGCUGAGGAGGCUCAGAGGAAACUGAGGAGACAGAAAGGAGAGGACACAGCCCUGCCUCCCCCACUCCCCCCCCCUCUCUGUCCUCUCUUUGCGAGUCUCGUAAACGUCCUGCAGUGUGACGUCUUGUUGGCUGUAGAGGGCGCUGUGCUGCAGUGGGCUGUGGAGCCAAGUGGGGGGAGCUGGACCGAGUCAAUGCUACAGAGGGUGCUCCACAUGGUGGCCAUGGCUCUACUGGAGGAGCAGCAGCAGUUAGAAAACAAAGGAGAUGAUGAUGUCACCUUCAACUACACCUGCAAGAUAUCACGUCCAGGUCAAGCUCCUAGUCCGACAGGAAGUGUCCUGGCCUUGUUGGAGACUCUUCAGAACGCUCCUCACCUUGAGGUUCACAAAGACAUCAUCACCUGGAUCCUCAAGACGGUGUCGAAUAUUAAAACAAUGAGAGAACGAACAGCGUCCAUAUCCACAGUCAGCACCUGUCGUGGACAUGGAGCGGAGGAGACGCUGAGGGACAGAGACAAGGCAGAGAGGAAGAGGAAGGCAGAGCUGGCUCGUCUCCGCAGAGAGAAGAUCAUGGCUCAGAUGUCCGAGAUGCAGAAACACUUCAUCAACGAGAACAAAGAACUUUUCCAACAAAGUCUGGAGGAGCUGGAAGCGUCUAGUGCCAGAGCUGCAGACAGCAGUGCCCCCAGUCUGGAGCACCCCUGUGUUUCUCAGGUGUGUGUUGGUCCCAGGAGGUUGGGUGGAGCAGAGCCCCGUCAGCUUGUCACCUGUAUCUUGUGUCAGGAGGAGCAGGAGGUCAGAGGUCACGGCAGAGCCAUGGUGCUCGCUGCGUUCAUCCAGAGGUCAACUGUUCUGUCCAAAAACCGCCGCCGCACCCUGCCCGACCCAGAGCGACAUGACCCCCUGUUCAUGCACCCGGACCUGUCCCUGGGGAUCCACACAGCCAGCUGUGGACACAUCAUGCAUGCCACCUGCUGGCAGAGGUACUUCGAGGCCGUGCAGGUGAAGGAGCAGAGACGUCAGCAGCGUCUUCGAGGUCACACCAGCUAUGACGUAGAAAACGGAGAAUUCCUGUGUCCUCUCUGUGAAUGUCUGAGCAACACUGUGAUCCCCCUGCUACCCCACACACACACACCUGAACACAGUGUUAAUCAUCCCUCUCUGGAGGUGUGGCUUAACACAACCAAUCAGCACAUAGCAGUACUAUACUCCGCCCACAGGAAGCAGUCUGAAGAUGUAGCAGAGGGGGCGGAGUCUGUCACACUCUGUCAGAACCGCUUCUCCAGCAGCGUCCGUGAGAUGAUCACCACCUUCAGCACGUCCACCUACAAAGUGGGACUGAAACUGAACCCCAACGAUCAGGACCCGCGAGUCCCGGUGCUGAGCUGGUCUACCUGCGCCUACACCAUCCAGAGUAUAGAGCGCCUCCUGGUGGACGAAGAGAAGCCGUUAUUUGGGAGUCUACCUUGCCGCCAGGACGACUGUCUGAGCGCCCUCACCAGGUUCACUUCAGCCUGUUGGACAACAGCUCCACUGAAAACAGUUCAAACACACUUCAUCAGACUGUUCACAGUUCUGGUGCCAGACUCUCAGGUAGAAAACUCUCCUUGUAUCCUCGACGUCGACAUGUUUCACCUGCUGGUUUACAGUGUGUUAGCUUACAGCUCAGUUCACAGUUUGGACCAAUCAAGUGCGAGCAUUGACUCAGCUCAUCUCCACCUUCUUCACCUGGUCACAGUGACUCACCUGGUUCAGAUCCUGCUAACGACCUGCACAGAGGAGGUGUGUAUGGAUCAGGAUGGUGGAGGGUCAGAGGAGGAGGAGCUUAUCUGUGAACUGUACAACACACUGAGGACACACCUGGACAGUGUGUUACCUGUAGUGUCCUCUGGGUGGCAGUUGUGGCGUUGUGUCAAAGCCGGUAUCUUGCCAUUCCUCCGAGCUGCCGCCCUCUUCUUCCACUACCUUAACUGUACAGCGCCACCUGCUGAACUGCUGGUUGCGGGUCCUGGUCAGUGGGAGGCGCUCUGCAGCUUCCUUAGUCUGCCGUCCAAUCUGCUGCAACUACACCAGAGCCAACACACACUGCUGGAGCCGCUCAUUAACAGGUGGUGUUGUCAUCCAGGGGUGAAACAGGUGCUGCAGGGGGGCGGAGUCAUCGUAAGGUUUCCCAGAGAGUCGAACAAUCUCAUCGAGCUUCCAGAUGAUUACAGCGUCCUGAUCAACCAGGCGUCCAGCUUCACGUGUCCUCGCUCAGGCGGAGAUAAGUCUCGUGCUCCCACGCUGUGUCUUGUGUGCGGCGCCAUCUUGUGCUCUCAGAGUUACUGCUGUCAGACGGAGGUGGACGGCGAGGACGUGGGAGCGUGCACCGCUCACACCUUCACCUGCGGCACCGGCCUCGGACUCUUCCUCAGGGUGAGGGAGAGUCAGGUGUUGUUUGUUGCAGGUAAAACAAAAGGUUGUUUUUAUCCUCCUCCUUAUCUGGACGACUACGGUGAAACUGACCAGGGACUCAAGCGGGGGAACCCCCUCCAUCUGUGCCUGGACCGUUACAGGAAGAUCGAGCGUCUGUGGCGGCAGCACGGCAUCGCUGAGGUCAUAGGUCACGCUCAGGAGGCCAAUCAGACGCUGGUCACCAUCGACUGGCAGCACCUGUGAUUAUCCCCCCCUUCAAGCUCAGUGAUUGGCUUUCACUAUUUCGCCGCCCCUCCGCCGUCCCUUCCCUCUCGACCAAUCAGCUUUCAGGGAUAUUUUUUAGGGCAUUGGUUUUGUUUUUUUGUGCCAGACCUUUGACUUGUCUCAGUCCACCAAUCAGAGCCGCGUCCAACACACAGUGCGUUCGACAGCUGAAACAAGUGAUGUUUAAACUCAGGUUGUGGUUUCUGAUUGGUUCAGGUGUGUGACAAGGACCCAAACAAAGGAACUCCAACUCCCAGGGUGCAUUUCAAUUGGAAACCGCCAAUCCUAGAGCUCAGCUCCAUAUUCAGCAGCUGAGGAUCAUGGGUAAUGUACUAUCAGAAACCCAUCCAGAGCUGAAACACUAAUUAAUCAGUUGAUGAAUUAAAUCAGCAACCACAGACUUGAUUGGUUGAGAUGACAUCAACUGAUCGAUUUAUUGUCAAAUCUUUUUUCAAAGUUAUUUCUGACCCUCCUCUCCUGAUGUUUCCAUGACAACAGGAACGUUAAUGAUCAUGUGAUCUGUUCAACAUAUCAGAGUAUUGAUUAUUGAUGAGCGGCUGAUUCCGUUUUUACUUAGUGCUUUAAAGAUUUAUUUCAUCAGCUGAUCGAUGUGACUUCUGAACUGUUAAUAUGUGAAUUCUUGUAUAAAUGAGAACAUGUAUUAAAAUUGUAUAAGAAUUUAAAACCAAUAAAAACUUCAAAAUGA
Messenger RNA from Platichthys flesus (European flounder), 6001 nucleotides. It is a transcript of the gene ubr2, whose product is annotated as ubiquitin protein ligase E3 component n-recognin 2. The transcript has 46 exons. Gene Ontology annotation, biological process: ubiquitin-dependent protein catabolic process via the N-end rule pathway. Gene Ontology annotation, cellular component: cytoplasm; ubiquitin ligase complex. Bases 52 to 5274 code for a protein of 1740 amino acids. The record is from RefSeq and is a predicted model, not a curated record. Gene Ontology annotation, molecular function: zinc ion binding; ubiquitin protein ligase activity. NCBI's taxonomy places the organism in Eukaryota, Metazoa, Chordata, Actinopteri, Pleuronectiformes, Pleuronectidae.